AUGGCAGCGGUUAGAGCAUUGAACGACGAUGAAGUCUUCAACGAAAUGAAGAAGAUGGUCUCUUUCAUCAAGCAAGAAGCGCUUGAGAAGGCUAGAGAGAUCAAAGUCAAGGCUGAUGAGGAAUUCAACAUUGAGAAGGCAAAAAUUGUUCGCCAAGAGUCUCUUAACAUUGAGGCCACGUUUGAAAGAAAGAUCAAGCAAGCUGAAGUCCAGAAGCGAAUUGCUCAGUCGAAUCAAAUCAACAAAUCACGUCUCCGUGUCCUUCAAGCUCGACAGCAGAUGCUUGAUGAGCUUUUUGAUGAAGCUCGCUCAAAGUUGACCAGCGUAUCAAAGGACAGCAGCAAAUACCCCGCCCUCUUGAAGGAUUUAGUGCUACAGGGCUUCUAUUCGCUGAUGGAAACCAACAUCAAGGUUCAAUGUCGUAAGGAAGACGUUUCUUUGGUAGAGAAGGCUAUCGCCGAAGCUGUCACCGCUUACGAAGAGAGUAUGGGAGACAAGAUCAACGCUACUAUCGAUGAGGAAAACAUUCCUUCCUCAAAUGCUGGCGGUGUUAUUCUUUCUGGUUUGAACGGCAAGAUAAAGGUCAACAACACUUUGGAAGCUCGCCUAAACAUUUUGGAAGACGGAAUGCUUCCUCAAAUGCGAGUGCUUUUGUUUGGCCACUCUCCUUCCCGCAAGUUCUUCAAUUAA
Molecule: messenger RNA, 690 nt
Organism: Umbelopsis ramanniana AG
Lineage: Eukaryota; Fungi; Mucoromycota; Umbelopsidomycetes; Umbelopsidales; Umbelopsidaceae
Exons: 7
Coding region: 1-690 (229 amino acids)
Biological process (GO): proton transmembrane transport
Cellular component (GO): proton-transporting two-sector ATPase complex, catalytic domain
Molecular function (GO): proton-transporting ATPase activity, rotational mechanism
Source: RefSeq, a predicted model, not a curated record